CGAUUACAUGUAGUCAAAUAAUAAUAUUCAAACUUCAAAGUAGCUCUUCUGGAAAUGCAUUUAAGAGAUGAUGUUUUACUCGGAAGUCAUUUUGUUUAUGGAAAUAAUUAAAAAAAUCUAUGUUGGAAGUGAAAUGACUCUGCUUACUUCGGAUGCACCCGUGACUUUAUAUUGCCUAGUAGUAUUCUUUAGGUUCCAUAUAUUGCUGUGCUUUUCUUCAUGUCUACAAUUUCAAUGGAUGUUAUUAACCAAUGAGAGAAAAAAGUUUAAGUUAAGUGAUCAGAUUUAUUUAGUCAUGCAAGUCUUAAUGCGUGUUUAGUGCUUUUCCAACCCAACAAUGUAACAGGUUUUCUCAGCAGAGUAUUCUUUGAUAUGUAAGAUAUUUGAGUACAAGAAGCCUUAUAUUAGCUUCAUGGAUGGCAUAACGAUGGGAUUUGGCAUUGGAUUAUCAGGUCACGGUCGCUACAGAGUAGUAACUGAGAGGACUGUUCUUGCCAUGCCAGAAAAUGGAAUUGGCCUGUUUCCUGAUGUCGGCUUUGCUUAUAUAGCUGCUCAUACUCCAGGAGAAGGGGUAGUCGGUGCUUAUCUUGGAUUGACUGGCAACAGAAUAUCGACACCCGCUGAUGCAUUGUAUGUUGGUCUGGGAACACACUUUGUCCCAUCUUCGAAUUUGAAUGCAAUGAAGGAAAAUCUCUUGGAUGUCACCUUUUCUGAGGAUCCAGACCAUGAUAUUCAGAAAGUAUUGGGAAAAUACAGUUCCACCCCUGAUUCAGAACCCCGCUUGAAGUCAAUUUUACCUAGAAUAAUUUCAACAUUUGGUGGCAACACGGCUAUCAAUGAGAUAAUGAAGGAGCUAGAAACUCAUCAGGAGAGUGCUGAUACCUUAGUGGCUGAGUGGGCCAAGGAUGCAUUGCAAGGGCUCAGAAAGGGUGCUCCCUUUUCUCUCACUCUAACUCAAAAGUUUUUCGCCAAAGUUGCAUCUGCUCGUGGAAACCACACCAAUAUCUUAUCAAAGCUGACUGGGGUGAUGAAAACUGAGUAUCGCAUUGCAUUGAGAUCUGCUCUACGAGAUGAUUUCAUUGAAGGUGUCCGUGCUGUUUUGUUGGACAAGGAUCAGAACCCAAAAUGGAAACCAUCAAACUUGGAGGAGGUCAAGCUCAGUGAGGUGGAGGCUGUUUUUGAGCCCCUGAGUCCAGAAACAGGUGACCUGAAUGUAUAAGGUUUGCACUAGGGCAUCCAUCUCUUUUGUUCCUACCAGUAACCGAUAGGGAAGGGAAGCACCCCUCACGUGCCGGCACGAAAUAACCAUUGGCUGUUCCAAUUUAGCCACUGACUUUUGGUGUUCUGUAAAACAUAAUCAAAUGAUGUUUGGUCAUUUGACUCAUUUCCCCCAAGGAUUUAAUCUUAUGAAUCUAGUGUAUUAUUCCCUGCAUGCUAGAAAGAGGAGUGUUAGCUGGCUACAACAACAUGGCUAUGUCUCCUAACGUUGUUUUCUCUGAUUUCUGUACACAAAUCAUUACCUACCAUUUUCUUGCUCAAACAUAAAGUUGAACCAACCUACACUGGUUCCAAUACAAGUAAACUACACCGUCGUUU
Cuscuta campestris is the source of this 1596-nucleotide messenger RNA. Lineage: Eukaryota; Viridiplantae; Streptophyta; Magnoliopsida; Solanales; Convolvulaceae. The record is from the annotation of a GenBank genome assembly.